Messenger RNA from Solea senegalensis (Senegalese sole), 3003 nucleotides. It is a transcript of the gene snorc, whose product is annotated as secondary ossification center associated regulator of chondrocyte maturation. NCBI's taxonomy places the organism in Eukaryota, Metazoa, Chordata, Actinopteri, Pleuronectiformes, Soleidae. Gene Ontology annotation, biological process: cartilage development. The coding region runs from base 1047 to 1526 and encodes 159 amino acids. The record is from RefSeq and is a predicted model, not a curated record. The transcript is spliced from 7 exons.
UCAGAAAUUGUGUUUUAAUCAUGAAAAAAAAGUUUCAAAUGAUUACCUGAUUAUUUAAUUAGUUGUUGGUUAAUUUAGUAAUUUUGACGUGUUUUAACAGGAGGAGCAGCACAGGUUUCACUGAUCACAUUAAUGAUGGCUGUGUUCAGUUCAUGUAAGUGAGCACAAUGUGACUGUGAAUCACCCUCUGUGAACCCCGAAACUGUGGAGGCUCGGUGGAAGACUGCCAUCGUUUACAGUAUGUAGGGUAUUGUUAAACCUUUGAUUUUUAUCACUGGGAUCUGUUCAAAUGUUCCACUCAGUUUCAAAACUGGGUCAUUGUAUUACCUUUUUCAUGUCAGUGUGGGCGACAGCUGAGGCCAAGGGCAUUGUGGUUUUAAGUUGCACCUGCAUCCAUUCUUGUGACUCAUCUAAGAACAUCUUAAAAAAUCCUCUUUUUAGUUUGGCACAAAUGUUCAUUUGGACUGGAGGCUGAAGUAGUUUGAUCACAGUGGUCAAAAGUUAAUGUUUGCUGUGACAUUUUCUUAACGACACCUUUAGAGAAUCCGCUCUUGUAACCUUUUUGGCCUUUUGAACAUUCUAUUCCUUCAACAUGCACAUGUUUGCAAAGGAAUUGUGUUCUUAGAAGCUGGGCUUGGACCUUCAGAUGUGUCCCAGGAGAUUUUUUUUUUUUAGAUGUAUAUUUGUACAUGAAGAAGUUGUAAUUAUUCAUUGCAUGCAUUUCAAAAUAAUAUUGAUUACAGAAACGGCAGUAAAACCAUCAAGGUUAUACAGUAUUAUGUAUAUACUGUAUAUUGUGAAUUGGGUCCCCAAAUUACCAGCCGUAUCCCCGUCCCUCUAAAGGGGCCCCACGUCAAUCCCAGUAUCCUACCUCACGUUAACCUGUGUGAAGUUAUCGUUCUGCAAGUUAGAAAGAAGUUGAGGUAAAAUGAAGAGAAAGAGGAAAAAAGACAAAGGAUCAUUACUUAAAGUUGUCACCACAAAUAAAAACCUUCCAGCAGCAUCCACCUCCAGUGGAAUAGUGGCCACUCAACCUUCUGGUGGUCAUGAGCAGGAAGAGGCACAUUGAGCACCCACACCCACAAUUUCGGAAACGUCCACCUCCAGCACGACAGCAAAUCCUAACCUUCAUCAUGCUGCAUCACCUACUACUACAGCAGUUGUCCAUCACAGCCACCAUGGUUCACAGCAGCAGUAUCUGCAGACUGUUCCUGCUGGUGGUCCUCAGCCUCCUGGUUGCCUUCAUACACACAGACACUGUUGCAGACACUGUCUUAACAACCAGGGACAACCAGGACACUAUGUCCGGAGAGCCGCCCAGCGACGUCACCACCAAAGACCCCUUUCAAGACAUGACAGAGCAGUCCUUCACCAUCGACUACAUCACACACUCUCUGACCAUAGACGAGGACAAAGGAGUGCUGGGGCCAGGAGCCAUCACAGCCAUUGUUAUAGCAGUGUCCCUGGGAGCAUCUGUCCUCCUCGCCCUCAUCGUCAUCACAUUGAGAAAGUUCACCGCAUCCUAGAGUGUGUGUGUGUGUGUGUGUGUGAGUGUGUUUAUAUGGCGUGAGUAAAUGUCUAUGAGUUGGAUGUGAGGACACGUUGUUUAGUUUCAAACCAUCAUUGUGAGGACACGUUGACACUGUGAGGACAUAUUAAUAGGUCCUCGCAAAUGUAAGGGUCUUUUGAUGGCUGAGGGCUUUGGUUUUAGGUUUAAGGAUAGAAUUAGGCUUAGGUUAAGGUCAGGGGUUACAGUCAGAGUUUGGCCAGUGAUUCCUGAAGUCUAGGCUGUGCCCCCUGUAGGCCGUGUAGGUACUGCAGAUGGACUUUGAGAGAUCAUUAAAAUAUAAAUAAAAAACAUUUUCAGUGUUGUAAGUAUCAAAUGACCACAAUAGUUUAAUCUGAAGAAAUAAUCAGAUGUUAAUAAAUCAGAGCUAUGGAAUUCUUAUUUUUUAAAUCAGAUUUUAUGCCUACAAAUCAAAACCAAUGGAAUUUGUCUUUAUGUGCCGAACCCUAACCCUUAAUACAUUUUUUUUUUUAAUUUUCUAAAUUCAAAUGUGGCUGUUGUUAGGUUGAGGAAUGGCUGGUUCAGGCAUUUACUUAGCUUGGCUCGUGUCUUCACAGCUGUGUGUGUAUGUGUGCGUGUGUCACCUCAUUCUUUUGACUCCUUCCUCAUCUUCUUUGCAAAGAUGAGUCGUGACUCUGUGCUUUGCCGUAGAUGCUGAAAACUGUGGCAGGUCCCUCCUCAAAUGGACUAUUUACAGAUUUCCCCCUGUAAACACACACACACAGUAACAUGUCUACUUUAUUCCUGAUGAUUUAAUGUUAGAAACUGGCUGGCUGUUCCAGUGGAAACUGAACCAUGUCCAUACAACCCCCAACCCAUUAUGCAAGCUCUGUUUGCCUUUGAAUGUUUGUCACCCGUUUUGAUUUCUUGGCUUGAGAGCUUGGUGCAAAAUGUGCUGCAUGUGUUUGUACACGAAGUGUGAGUGUGUGUGUUUGUUUGAACACACUGAAGAGUAUUUAGUCUUUCACAAUGAUUUUUUAAAAAAAAAACAUGUUAAUAGAACAUUGUCCCAGGUGUCACCCAUGGACAUGUUUUCCAUGUACAAACAUUUGUGGAGACAAAAUCAGAUGAAACAUCUUUUUAUAAGUUUACAGUAAAUAUGUGUGAGCGUGCAUGAAUGUGGGACGUGCACUGAACUGAGUGUGUGUGCGGAAACUUACAUAAGGGGAAACUUAUGUUCGUGAAAUAGUCUUGUGCUCUGUGCAUAAAAGUAAAAUGAAUGCACAAUAUGAUGAUUUUUGAUUAAUCCAGAACCCUUCUAAUUGUUCAUGUUGUUUUCUCUCUUUUUUCUUCUUUUUUUUCGGGGGAUGUUGCCAUGGUAAUUUCACUGCCCAAUGUUUUUCCAUUAUCAUUAGUAUUAUUAUUAUUGUUAUUAUUAUUUUACUUUGAUAUGCAAAUUGAAUAAGUUAAUACAAUAAACCUGGAGCCAAAUGUCA